Juglans regia (Persian walnut) is the source of this 841-nucleotide messenger RNA. RefSeq lists its product as uncharacterized. Bases 149 to 805 code for a protein of 218 amino acids. The record is from RefSeq and is a predicted model, not a curated record. NCBI's taxonomy places the organism in Eukaryota, Viridiplantae, Streptophyta, Magnoliopsida, Fagales, Juglandaceae. The transcript has a single exon.
UAUAUAUAGCACAUAUCUCUCCCACCACAACCACAAACAUCUCUUCCAUCCACUCAUCCUGAAAAAGCAAACAAAAGAUCAAAGAGAUCAUAUAUAUAAUUCGAAGAGUUCAUUUCUUUUCACUUUUCGAAGUAGCAAAUCAAGCGAAAUGGCCGAGAAGACAAAUUACCAGCCUGCCUAUCCCUUGGCACCAGCAAAUGGAUACCCCAGAAGCGAUGAAGAAUCGGCGACCUUGAACCCCGACGAGCUACGCCGGAAGAAAAGGAUCAAGUUGGCCAUAUAUAUUGCUAUAUUUGUUGUGUUUCAGGCCAUAGUCAUCGCUGUCUUUUCCGUCACUGUGAUGAAAGUCAAGACCCCUAAGGUGAGGUUGGGCACGGCCGUGACGUUCCAGAACGUGAGCACUAGCACUCAACCUGCAUCGCCUUCCUUUGACAUAAGCUUCACAACCCAAGUUAGGGUUAAGAACACCAACUUCGGUCCCUACAAGUAUGACAGGGCCACUGUGGCGUUCAUGUACGACGGCGUGACGGUGGGUGAGGUUAGUAUUCCUAAAGGAAAGGCUGGGAUGCUUUCGACUAAGAAAGUUAGUGUUAGUGUUAAUGUGAAUUCAAAAGCUCUGCAAAGCACAUCGAAUCUUGGAAGUGAGUUGAGUAGCGGGAUCUUGACGCUGAGAAGCCAUGCCAAGCUCAGCGGGAAAGUGGAAUUGAUGUUUGUGAUGAAGAAGAAGAAGUCCGCCGAAAUGAACUGCACGAUGAGUAUCAAUUCAGUUUCACCGAAUGAGCUCCGAUAUUUGAAGUGCAAGUGAAAACUUAAUGAUCAGCCUGUUCGUUUUGAUCAGUAA